AUGAUUCCCGAAUAUACCAAAAUCGUCAACGUAGUGGGCGACGAAUCUCAGAACUACUGGGGACCUGGACCCUUGCAAGAUAGUUGGACAAAAGAGGAACUCGAUAACAAGUCUGCGGCCAAGGGCUUAGUGAAGAAGAGAGUGAACUGGUAUAUAUAUAAGAAUACGGGAGAUCUGGUGUAUAGUCAAUUUACCGGGCAGCCUUUGAACCCCCUUGGGGAUGAGGAUCUUCUGUUCAAUAUGACUUGUUAUAAUGGGGUAUCGGUUGAUAGCCCCGAUGGCAACUUGUAUACCCAAGCGUUAAAUCUAACUUCAUCCACUGUUAUUACCCCCUAUGGCGAUUGGACCUGGGAUACUCUGAAGGGCAAGGCUCAUUUCUACUGUCCUGAGGGCAAGUGCGUGAACGAUGAAUGUUUGGGAGUACCAGUGCCAACGUGGAAUGAAACGCUGUAUGAUGCGCAACACGCUAACGAAACGACUGGAAGAAACGGUGACAAUAUCCGAUCUUAG
Molecule: messenger RNA, 510 nt
Organism: Kwoniella botswanensis
Lineage: Eukaryota; Fungi; Basidiomycota; Tremellomycetes; Tremellales; Cryptococcaceae
Exons: 3
Coding region: 1-510 (169 amino acids)
Source: RefSeq, a predicted model, not a curated record